CCCCGCGUCUCCCGUCAGCGUUGACUAUCCGCUAUGGAGGUUAAAAGUAAAGCGAGGCGGGACAGAAAUAUGGACAAACUCAUAGCCGCCGUCCAGGCUAGAGAGUGUUUGUGGGAUAAAAGUUAUAGAGGACACAGAAAUCGGUUUAAAUUGGAGCGGUAUUGGAACGAAGUCGCGGCCGAGGUCGGCACCACAACUUUGUACUGCAGAAAAAGAUGGAAGAACCUAAAAGACCAAUGCCGAAAAGAGAUGAAGAAGAACCCUCAUCAGUCAGACUGGCCGCAUUUCCAGAAGCUGAGCUUCAUUCAUCAUCAGUUUCUGGUAGACGAUGAAGACAAUGAUGAUUUUAUGGGUGAUGAAGCAUUCAACGCUUUGGACGAGUCGAUCAAAACACCCAAAUUAGGAUACACUAUGCGAAAAAAGUUGCUCAUGAAUAAAAGAAGGACGAUAGAUGUGGAUAUGAAUAAGCUUAUAGACCUGGUGAAGGAGAGAGAGUUGAUAUGGAAUAGGCAGCUGAAAGGACACCACAAUUGGUAUUUACUGGAUGAAAAUUGGAAGGAAAUAGCGCAGGAGUUGGGAGUUACACGCGACGAGGCCAGGCUCAAAUGGAAAUACCUGCGAGACCAAGCGAGGAAGGAGAUAAGAAAAUCAGAGUCCGAGUGGUCUUACCUACCAAAACUAGAGUUCCUCACCAACCAGUUCUAUGAGUACGAAGGGGGAGAGACGGUCGAUGAUAAUUAUUACGACAACACAUUAGACUACGAAGCCGAAGCGGCGCCGGCGACCGAUUUCUUUCCGGAGCAAAGUGAAGCGGCCACGAGCGAAGCCCCACCCACCUCGUCGAACGUCAAAGACGACGAGUUCGACGAAUUCGACACGAAACCCGUCAUAAUGGAGACGGAUUUCUACGACGACGACCACCCAACCGCGAACAGCACCAUCUCCGAAACUCCCAAAGACGAGGACGUGGGCUUCUUCGACAGUCUAAUACCGCACGUCAGAAAGUUGCCACCGGCAAAAAAGUUGAUGCUGCGAAUGAAAAUACAGGAGCUAGUUUAUAAUACGGUGUAUAAUAAUAGUAAUGGGGCAUCGUCGUAAAUAAAAUAAGACGGACGCACUUGGAGAGAUUAAGUCCCAAUUUCACCAACGACUGUUAAAGUUAAUCCUCGAUUUAGAGUCAUAUUAUCUCUUUCGUUUUUCAUAUGAAUGAAAGAGAAGACACGACUUUU
This is a messenger RNA of Aricia agestis (brown argus), 1229 nucleotides long. RefSeq lists its product as uncharacterized. Gene Ontology annotation, biological process: regulation of transcription by RNA polymerase II. The coding region runs from base 34 to 1098 and encodes 354 amino acids. Gene Ontology annotation, cellular component: nucleus; transcription regulator complex. The transcript is spliced from 3 exons. Gene Ontology annotation, molecular function: DNA binding. NCBI's taxonomy places the organism in Eukaryota, Metazoa, Arthropoda, Insecta, Lepidoptera, Lycaenidae. The record is from RefSeq and is a predicted model, not a curated record.